Puccinia graminis f. sp. tritici CRL 75-36-700-3 is the source of this 1482-nucleotide messenger RNA. RefSeq lists its product as uncharacterized. Lineage: Eukaryota; Fungi; Basidiomycota; Pucciniomycetes; Pucciniales; Pucciniaceae. The transcript is spliced from 2 exons. The record is from RefSeq and is a predicted model, not a curated record. The coding region runs from base 1 to 1482 and encodes 493 amino acids.
AUGAACCCGACGCCCCUGCCGGAGGGCUAUGUGCGAAUGGGUUCCCGCGAACUCAUCCAAAAAAUGAUUGAGGUUGCCCAGUGUCGUAAAUUGAUUCAAGUUGGGAAGAUCAUGUUCAAUUUCAUCAAACAGGUAUUCCUCAUAUCACUCGUGAUCGACCAGGCUCGAUUAACUCUUCUAACUUUGCCUCAAACUGGCGAAGAAUCUGUUUUUGAACUGCCCGAUUUGAACUUGCCCUACUCAGAUGAAAGCCCUCUCCAGUCGUUGUAUUCGAGCGAAAAUUCGCAUGUCGAUGGUUCAGAUCCCGUCUUGAAACAAGCAAUGCUGCAUUGCGACGAGAUCCCGCACUCUUCGCCCUCAACCACUCAUGAUUACUCAGUCAGUUCCCUCAAGCGCAAAACCAACAAUCUAGAUACCAACCUUGCGGCCAAGAAAGCGCGAAUAGUACCGGAGAAGAGAUCGAAGGCUGUUUCACAUGACCAAAAAGAAGACAAGCCUCGCGAUAAUGGGGAAAUCGUGGACCAAGGUCCCAAUUCAAAUUACUCCGGAGCUCUCAGCAUACAUCAUACACCAAUUGAAAACUUGAAAGAUGCACGCAGUCCUCAAAGUAGGCAGAAAUUUCCACUAGAACCAAGCCGAGAUGUAUGCACAAUUUCAAAUGUCAAUGACUGGAAUUUCCUCAAAAAAGCCGGAUACAAGAGCAGAAACGAUGAUCCAGGGGACUACGAAAAAACUAAAACUGAUUGGAUGUUUGACUUUGUCGAAAGAUUGAAUAGCAAGGAAGGUUAUAGUCCAAAGGAGAAAGAACUUAGUAAUAUUGCCGGGAAGAAAGCAGCUUUGAUUUUGAAGAUGUUUGACAGAUGCAAGAAAAAUUUUACCUACCCAUCCGAAAUGCAAAGAAAUGGUCGUCAAGUAAUAAUCUUGAAGAACAUACUUUGGAUCUCAAGGGAAAAACUUCAUCUUGGAAGAUUCAGAAACACCAUUGAAAAAAUUUCAACAGAAGUGGGAAACAGUCUGAAAUCUAGAGUGCAAAAUUCCUCAAAAAAAAUCCUAAAACUUGAUAAAAAAACCUCGCGGAUCAUGGAAUACGUAGCAAAGAUAAACAUAAUUACAACAAGCCUGGCUAUACUCUAUCUUGCAUUAUUUCAGGAACAUGCCGAAGGCGAAUUGUCAAAGGAAUUCAUUCAAGGUGUAUUAGAUUUUCUCAAGGAUUUCUGGAUGGAUAUUGUUAAAGGCAACCACAGAGAUCUCAAAGUAAGAACUUUUGCUCAGAAUUUGCAUGAUCUGUUGAGUUUGGAGGAUGAAGACCUCGCCAUGGGUGCUAGGAACAUGCCGCAAUGUAUCAUGACAGUUUGUUGGAAUAUUAUUGGGUAUUGGUCAGAAAAAAAGUAUCCCAAGUUGAAAGUUUCAGGGAGCAAAGACUAUGGGCAAUCAAUGACUGAGAUAAUCAACAAGAUAAUUUUUUUCUCUGAUUAUCCGUAA